Messenger RNA from Hyposmocoma kahamanoa, 863 nucleotides. Its product is annotated as brachyurin-like. The transcript has 7 exons. Gene Ontology annotation, molecular function: serine-type endopeptidase activity. NCBI's taxonomy places the organism in Eukaryota, Metazoa, Arthropoda, Insecta, Lepidoptera, Cosmopterigidae. The record is from RefSeq and is a predicted model, not a curated record. Bases 1 to 849 code for a protein of 282 amino acids. Gene Ontology annotation, biological process: proteolysis.
AUGAAGCUGUUCUUGGUUUUGGUGUUGGUCGGUGUGGCGUUGACACUGCCCGUGAAAAACCAACAUGCAGAAAGAACAAUUUACUACCACGAAGCCAUCGGUAUUAAACAAGCUGCCCGCAUAAAGGCAGCAGAAAAAUCCACUGACUUCUCCGGCGUCAGAAUCGUCGGAGGCUCCGAUGCUGCCCUGGGCCAAUUCACAUUUGUUGGUGGACUGGUCAUCACUUUGUUGUCAGGUGAGACCUCGGUCUGCGGAGCCACGAUGCUUAGAAACAACCGCGCGGUCACUGCCGCUGAGUGCUGGUGGGACGGAAGGAACCAUGCUACGCAGUUCACUGUUGUUUAUGGGUCCCUUACUCUAUUCAGUGGAGGCACUAGAGUAAACGCUUCCAGCGUGGUAAUGCAUUACGGUUUUGACCCCAACAUGAUAGAGAAUGACGUAGCCAUCAUCAGGCACGGUCACGUGGGAUACACCAACAACAUCCGCGCUAUUCCCGUGGCAUCUGGCUCCAAUCUGUUCGUGGGUGUGAAUGCGCAGGCGGUUGGCUUCGGACGUCAAGCAGACAACGAAGGCGUCGGCACAAACCAACAGCUCCACCACGUUACUCUCCCAGUGAUAACCAACGCAAUUUGCUCGAACACGUACGGCCCAAUUCCUGCUUCUAACAUCUGUACUUCUGGUGCUGGAGGACGUUCUACUUGCAGCGGAGACUCUGGUGGUCCUUUGGCAUACAACGGGCAACUGAUCGGUAUCGUGUCCUUCGGCCAUCGCGCGGGCUGCCAAUUAGGCCACCCGCAAGCUUUCGCCAGGGUAACUACCUUCCACUCCUGGAUCACAUCCAGGCUGUGAAUCUGUGAAGACCA